This is a messenger RNA of Camelina sativa (false flax), 306 nucleotides long. The record is from RefSeq and is a predicted model, not a curated record. Lineage: Eukaryota; Viridiplantae; Streptophyta; Magnoliopsida; Brassicales; Brassicaceae.
ACGGCGUGGGGAAAGGUUAAUUUGACGGCGAAAGCCAUAACAAAGGGAGGGUUCGAGUCACUUUUCAGGCAGAUCUUCGGAACAGAGCCAAACGAGAGUCUGAAGAAAACUUUCGCAUGUUACCUCUCAACGACGACAGGACCUGUUGCUGGAACUAUCUAUCUCUCUAAUGCUCGUGUAGCUUUCUGCAGUGACCGUCCUCUCUUCUUCACAGCACCUUCUGGCCAAGGAGCUUGGAGCUACUACAGGGUGGUGGUACCGUUGGGGAAUGUUGCUACGGUGAAUCCGGUUGUGAUGAAGGAGACU